Molecule: messenger RNA, 5263 nt
Organism: Bombus pascuorum
Lineage: Eukaryota; Metazoa; Arthropoda; Insecta; Hymenoptera; Apidae
Gene: TTLL6B
Product: tubulin polyglutamylase TTLL13
Exons: 12
Coding region: 511-2718 (735 amino acids)
Biological process (GO): microtubule cytoskeleton organization; protein polyglutamylation
Cellular component (GO): cilium
Molecular function (GO): tubulin-glutamic acid ligase activity; tubulin binding
Source: RefSeq, a predicted model, not a curated record
ACGUUUGUUACGUUAGACAAGCCUGCGCGUGCUCGUGAUAAUCCUACGGCUGACAACGCUGAUUCAUACAUAUGUAGCGAGUUUUCGUGAUCCCUUUUGCGACUGCACGAACUUUGUAAAGCAACGUUGCGCCGUAAUUAAAGUAACGAAAAGUUUGUCGAGCAAAGGUUUAACACGAGCUGCACCGCAGUAACCGUCGAUUAACCCGCAUUGUCGCCACGCAUUUCGCUUGAAAAGUUUUGCACCGUUUAAAUUGAAAUUAGGAUACGAGGCUGCCUUCUUGCCUCGAGAAAUUGAAAAACAAUUGAGGCGAGGUGCGAUGCGUGAAACGAGACGAUCUAUUUUGGAAAGGGCGUUUCUGUAAAUAGCAUCGAAUUUCGGUUUCUUGUGAUCGGCCCCGCGUACGGAAUAAAAUUGACGGAUCGAAGUAUAAUGCAGGUCUGGCUCGACAUAUGAUCAAAUUAAAGCCAUGCGACGACAGUUCGUUUAGAAUAAUGCGAUACGCCGGUCAUGAACCUCAUCGAACGCAGCAACAAACGUCCUUUGAUGGUGGAGCGCGAGAUCGAAGCCGGUGAUACGAAGAAGAGUUACCCGAUAAACAACGAGAUCACCAGUGAAUCUGAUUCCAGUGCCGAAGUGCGAUCAUGUAAAACAGUGUAUAGGAACCGAUGCAAGAAACUCGUGGUAUCUGAUACUUCGUUCAACGUUCUUCCAUCUAUCGAUUCGACUAAAAAUGAUCGGGAACCGAUUGCUUCUAAAUGUUUCGCUGGUAAAAAGGACGACAAAGCUGAUUUGUCGUUCGUGGAGACCGACGUGGAGUCGCGAAAGGAAGGAACUUCGAUCAAGGCGAAGAAAAAGAAAAAACGGAGAUACUUGACAAUAUGCACGAGUAAUUGCAAAUACGACGCGGUGAGACGAGUGGCGGCUCGUUUCGGGAUGAAAGAAGUUACCGAGGAUAGCAGCUGGAACCUUUACUGGACGGACUUGAGCGUGAGCGUGGAACGAGCGAAAGAUAUGAAAAGAUAUCAGAAGGUCAAUCAUUUUCCAGGAAUGACAGAAAUCUGUAGAAAGGAUUUGCUUGCUCGUAACUUGAAUCGUAUGCUGAGGCUUUUUCCAAAGGAUUACAAUUUCUUCCCCAAGACAUGGUGUUUUCCCGCAGACCACGGAGAGGCAAUAGCCUAUGCUAAAUUGAGACGCUCCAAAACUUUCAUCAUCAAGCCUGACACAGGCUGUCAAGGGCGCGGCAUUUAUUUGACAAAAAACUUAAAAGAUGUUAAACCCAGCGAGCGAAUGAUCUGCCAGGUUUACGUGGCUAGGCCCUUCCUGGUGGACGGCUACAAAUUCGAUCUUCGUAUCUACGCGUUGCUCACCUCGUGCGAUCCCCUUAGGAUUUACGUCUACAACGACGGUCUUGCGAGGUUCGCCACGAGCAGAUACAAGGAACCAACCGGUCACAACACGUCCAACGUGUUUAUGCACCUAACGAAUUACGCUGUUAAUAAGCACAGCCGAAUGUAUGUAAUCGACGAUGAAAUUGGUAGCAAAAGGAAAAUAUCCACUCUGAACAAGUGGUUCAAGAUGAAAGACGUCGACGUGGAUGAACUAUGGCGUAAGAUCGAUGAGAUUAUUAUAAAAACGAUUUUGGCAGCACAUCCUGUUCUGAAGCACAGUUAUCACACGUGUUUUCCAACGCACGAUAAGACCUACGCGUGCUUCGAGCUACUGGGCUUUGAUGUGUUGCUCGAUUGGAAGUUGAAACCAUAUCUUUUGGAGGUAAAUCACUCGCCGAGUUUUCAUACGGACGCGCAAAUCGAUAAGGAUGUGAAGGAAGGUCUGCUGAUGAGUACGUUCGAAAUGUUAAAUUUACAGCAAUGCGACAAGAAGAAAAUUAUCGAAGAAGAUAGAAAGCGAGUUAGGGAUAGAUUGCUUCAGGGAAUAAACACAAAGGACGGCAGUACGAAUGAUUCGACGGUCGGCACAACGAAGCUCGACAAACCGGAGGAAGACCUGCAGAAGCAAUUUAAAUGGGAGGACGAGCAUAUGGGCAAUUUCCGCAGAAUCUAUCCGUGUUGCGACAGUGAAAGGUACGAGCCAUUCUUUAAACAAAGCAGUAUUUCCGUGUACCAAGAUACCGCGGCAUCCAGAGCUCGGGAAGAAGCGUCGAGGAUUCAAAAGGAGGAAAACGAGAUGAAGAUAAAGGAACAAGAAAGCAAGAAGAUUUCUGGCAAAUGGAGCGAUUCGAAAUUGCAUUCGGAGAGUCCGAACGUAACGCAGAAGUGUACAACGACGCACGAUCAGGAUAGGAACAAGUGCGCGAAUGUAUCGAGAAGGAAUUCUUCCCAUUCGAAUACAAAGAAGCAGGCAAUUUCGGCUACUAAUACUUCACACUCGUUCGAGCCAGAGAUCAUUUGCGAAUCCGAGGAAAGAGAACGCGUUACGGCAUUGGCUCAACGAGAUUUCCUGAUCAAAAGUUACGGAAUGUUGGAGCAAAUCUAUAUGGCAAUGAAGAAGAACGGCACGUUGCGAGCUAUCGACGAGAAGAAGUACGGAUUGUAUGGAAAACUCGGGUAUGCGGAUAAUACGAGCAAGAGCGCGUCUAUUUGUAGGCACAAGUGUCAUCUUCAUCAACAUUCUGGAAUGGAAACUAGAUACGAACAAUGGACGAGUCAGACGCCGCAAUUUUGCCUGAAAGCAAGUAAAGUAGAUAAUGUUCCAUGAAAUUAAUUACUUAUUAUUUGUAAGUUUAUAUAAAUAUGUUUUGUUUUUUUUCCAUAGGGUAAAGUGCCGGAUGAUAAUUUUCUAUUUACGAGUUUAAAAGAUAAGAAAUUAUUAUGUGCGAGGUGAGGUAUACGUUUGAGCGUGACGAGUACAAAGUACAAAAGCAGUUUCUUCGAAUUACAGAUUUCAAAGUAAUUUGUAACGAGGUGCCGGUUUAUAUUCGGCCGAGGAUACCGGAGAAAUUUUGGAUGGAUAAUCUAAAUUCGAACGAUCAAAGCUGUCGAAUAACGAAGGCCCACGUGGCCCGUACCUUAUCGAAUAUCGUGCGCCUUCAUACACUUGAAAAACGUGGAGAGUUCAACUCGUCGAAAUUUUAACAAGUAUACGUCGCGAUUCAUGAAUUCAAAAACACAAUGAGAUUAGAUAUAAAUUUGAAAACGUUUGUAUUUUACAAUUACUUUUUUAAGCAUUCUCUAACGAGUGAUUUGUUAAUAUCAAACUGUAUACUUCAUGUUAAAGGAAACAGAUUCCCCAUAUUUAAAAAUAAGUCCAAAGACUAAUACGUUAAACUAUGAAAAUAAAUUGUUAAUUUGAAUCACUUCAAAAAGAGGGAUUAUUGUAAACUUUAACUAUGUUUCGAUUAACGGAUGGCGUUUCGCAAGAUAUAUACAAGAAUAAUUUAAAAAUCAACAUAUAUGGAUUUGUUAUUUAAAGUGACAUAUAAAUAUGUACACACACACACACGCGCGCGAACAUACACACAUACACACACGCACAAUGAUUGAACAUAUACACGCUUCGGAAAUCGAAAUUUUCAUCGCACAUCUUGAUUGUGUAUCCUAAUAAUGACAUACGUAUAUACAUGUAACGUGCCUGCAAUAUGUAUAAUGAUGUUUAUCGUUGAUGCGACAUACAUACACGCUAUACACACAUGCAUCUGCGAUGUAUGCGUAUAUGUAUGUCAGCAUUCACAUGAUAAAAGAUAAUCUAUGAACAAUUUUGGCGUGUAUACCUUUCGAUCAUAAUAACACGUAGACAUUUCUUUUUCUAUUAAUGUGACACAUUGUUGUCUUGUUUCUGUAUGCCUUGCAUUGUUUCUUUUUUUAAUUUUUUCCGUUUUCAAUAGUUUUUCUUUUUUUUAUCAAUGGAACCACAGCUUUCAAUUAAAAAUCAACGAUCGAUUCGUCGCGGCACGUUUCUUGAACGCUUAUUCGAAAUACAGGAGCGUUAAGAUUAAUAAUGAAUGAAAAUUCAAUUACUAAUAUUAGAUAUUGAUCUUGUACAAAGUAAUAAUACAAUAAUCAUCAUAAUGGUACUUAGUUGAUAAUAGUCCAGAAUAACAGUAAUAAUAAUAAUAAUAAUAAUAAUAAUAAUAAUAAUAAUAAUAAUAAUAAUAAGGUGCUGCAUUCAAAUCGCGUGUUCAAACGCUCAGGUUUUCCUUAAAACUCAAAUAAUAAUAAUAAUCGAGUCCUUAAUUUAGAUGUAAAGUGAUUGUCUAGGGAAGGAAUAGGAACCAUUACCUUCCCCCUAUCGUUAUUAGAUGCAUCUCGGCAAAAAUAAAAAAUGACCCGAUGAACGCAUAUAACGCAUUCUUGGUUCGAUUUAACACGAUACAGAAGAUAUUUACAAAUCUGAUACAAUAAAUUGAUAGGUAUAGUCGUUAUACUCGCAUUUUAUGUCGCUUUCUUACUAUCGCUUACCUUCGAAAGAGUGUAAAUGACCUAUGUACAUAAAUGAAUACAUACAAAUUCGAUAAAAUUUUACAAAUGUUUAAAGAACAACGAAAGAUUCGAAUAUUUGGAUAGUUGUUUAAUAUCGUAUUACAUAGGCUGUGCCUAUUUUUGUGAAAUAUACAAAUCGCCACGCUUUGAGUGUUAUGAGAACGUCUCGGUUUUGAUGGUAAGAUAAAAGGCUGAAAAACAACGAGGUGACAGAAUUUGAAGGUAGUAUAAUGAGACAAACAUUCAGACACAUAAGAAAUGCAUUUGCUUUGAACAAAUUGUACAGGGAUUAAGCUAUUGUUAAACAUAAGUUAAAGAACUUUUUCUUCCCAUUUAGACAUAAGGUUUUUCGUUCUUAGGCGUGCGUCAUGUUCAGUGAUCGCAUAACGGUUUCGUUCGCAAACGAUACAACUUACGUAAAUUACCUCUGAAAAAUAGAGCAGCUACUAGUAGUUACUUAAAUUACGAUUCAUUCGUUUGUACUAGAAAACCAUUAUCUUUGAUCCUUCAAAUACCUAGCAUCGUUCUCGAUUACAUGCCCCUAUCCCCUCUUAAUCGUUACGUCAAAUAAUAUUUCUCUUCUCGUUAUUUGCUUAAUCCUCUGCAUUCCCAUAUAUAAUUUUUCGUAAUAGAGAAAAAAAAAAAGCAACGUUAACGCGCGAGAUCUUCAGCGUACCCUCCCCCCCUCCCACCCCUCGUCCCUCGUUCCGUCAUAACAUGACAAAAUAUAGGAUGAAGAUAUGUGAAGAUGGUAUUCUAUUCGUUGUAAUACUAAUAUGAGCAUUAUGUAGUUAUAGGAUCCUGUGUACAUUACUCAUGUAUAA